Messenger RNA from Solanum lycopersicum (tomato), 291 nucleotides. RefSeq names its product protein RALF-like 27. NCBI's taxonomy places the organism in Eukaryota, Viridiplantae, Streptophyta, Magnoliopsida, Solanales, Solanaceae. The record is from RefSeq and is a predicted model, not a curated record.
AUGAGGAGCUGCUGCAGUUUGUUUUGGCUAUCCAUGGUGAUUUUGCUCUCUGCUUCUUCGGUAACAGACGGGACGAUGAUCGUCGAAAGGCGGUGGAACGGCACCGGAGAAAUGGAUGGUAUUGAUUGGGAGGUUAGCCUUGCAGGUGAUGUAAAUUACUUGUCUUACAAAGUUACUAAUGAUAAGCCACCGAUCUGCAACGAGAAAGUGUACGGGAAUUGCAUAGGGGACAAGAAGCCUGGCCAACGCCCAUGUACUGAAUACAAUAACUGCAAGCGUUCUCCAGAUUAA